AUGACUGUGCCUGCCGCUGGGGGAGUAGCUUCACGCCACGACCUAGAUGACGUUGCUCUCGGGCGGUAUCUGCAACGCACGAAUUCCGUGCCUACAUUAAAGCUACCAGUUGUAUCGACAAAAAUCGGUUAUGGUCAAAGCAAUCCGACAUAUUACGUCGACGAUGCAGCCGGAACCCGACUCAUUCUCAGAAAAAAGCCCGCGGGGCAAAUCAUCAGCAAAGUCGCCCACCAGGUCGACCGCGAGUUUCGGGUGUUGAAGGCCCUUGGCACGGUCAAAGGAUUUCCUGUGCCCAAGGUCUAUACGCUAUGUAUGGACGAUUCCGUCAUCGGCACAGCGUUCUACGUCAUGGAGUUUGUGAAAGGCAGGAUAUUCACAGAUUACAGCCUUCCAGAGCUGUCGCCUUCAGAUAGGCGCAAGGCCUGGUUCUCUCUGGUGGAAACCCUAGCAUGGCUCCAUUCAAUUGACCCAUUUUCCAUCGGGCUAGAAGGAUUCGGCAAGACCACGGGAUUCUACGCUCGUCAUUGCAACACCUUUACUAGAAUCGAGGCCGAACAAUCCAAGAUCGAAGACAGCGAUGGAAAGCCACUCGGCCGAGCACAUGAGCACUAUGAUGAAAUUAUCGACUACGUGAGAAACAAUCUACCUGGCGACCGCUACGCGAUUGUGCAUGGUGACUACAAGUUUGACAAUGUGAUACUCCAUCCUACCGAGCCACGAGUCAUUGCGAUCCUCGAUUGGGAACUCUCAACUAUUGGGCACCCGCUGAUGGAUGCAGUCUUUAUCGUUGCGUCGUUCUGGAACGAGGCAUAUAAGACUUCCUCGAACCCACUUUCCAAAGUCAACGGUGUGCCCGGGGCUGAUGAGUUGAUGGACCGCUAUAGCGAGAUCGUUGGAUUCGACCCUCGAAAAGAUGGCGGAGGCAAGGACUGGGAAGUGGCCAAAAUCUUCCACCACGUACGGGGCAGUACGAUUACGCAUGGGAUCCAGGCAAGGACGAUCCGCGGCCAGGCCAGUAGUGAGUUCAGCCACGUGUACUUCGAGUAUACGAAAUCAGGGCUGGACAUUGCAUUGAGGAUCGUGCGGGAGAUGAAGGCAAAGGAAACACCUCUACCAAAACUCUAA
Fonsecaea multimorphosa CBS 102226 is the source of this 1125-nucleotide messenger RNA. RefSeq lists its product as uncharacterized. Gene Ontology annotation, biological process: protein phosphorylation. NCBI's taxonomy places the organism in Eukaryota, Fungi, Ascomycota, Eurotiomycetes, Chaetothyriales, Herpotrichiellaceae. The coding region runs from base 1 to 1125 and encodes 374 amino acids. Gene Ontology annotation, molecular function: protein kinase activity. The record is from RefSeq and is a predicted model, not a curated record. The transcript has 5 exons.